CAGAAGAGACGACGGCAGUCACUGAGAUUACAGACACUCCUAUCGAAUAUAUUUGCUGCGACGGGAGUCUUUGGAAAGCGGUGCUCUUUCGAGGCGUUCGCAGAGCCUAGUGCCGCACGAUGGACCACAUCUGGGCUCGUAUUUUAAUAGGAGUCAUUAUCUGGGCGAUUGCUGCAUGUUCACUCAUCAAUAUCGAAGACAAAAGUGCGAAGCAGCGCGUUGGUAUCGAUGAACAAGACGGGAGGCACGCCAGACCAGGAGACACUGCACAGUGCCAAGUGGGGAAGCUUUCGGAGCGCUUCGACUGUCAUCCAGAACCCGGAUCCAACGAAGCUGGCUGUCUUUCUCGCGGGUGCUGCUGGGGAAGACUGGACGAAAUUCCCGGUGAAAGGAAGCUCGAUAUCCCGUACUGCUACUUCCCGAUAAAUUACACUGGCUACUACGUCGAGAAUGCGGAGAUUUCCGACGACAGGAUCGAUGUUAUGCUCGUGCGUCGAACGCCAUCGGGAAUCGACGUGGACGUGCCAUUUGCGCACGUAGAGAUUCUCUUCUACGACCAGGACACACUCAGAAUCAGGGUGCUGGAUCCAUUUCACAGGCGAUUCAUUCCACCCGUGCCCAUGAUCCCCUUCCGAACUUUCUCGGGCGACCGUCAGUACGUCGUCGGUUUGUGCAAAAGCAGCGGCAAGCUGGUGGUUCAGCGCCGUGGAGACUCUCAGACUAUCAUUUGUGGUCUACCGGACACGCAGUGGAACGACAUUGAUUACAUGGUACGGCAGAACGACUUCACCUACGACGACGAAAGGUUCAACAGCCUCCCAGACUUCGUGAAUGAUCUGCACGCUGGUUGCCGCCACUACGUCGUAAUUGUGGAUCCUGCUGUGAGUGGUUCUGAGCCGCCCGGAACGUACCCCCCUUACGACCAGGGCAUGGAAAUGGACAUCUUCGUGAAAAACAUGUCCGGAGGCGUGGUCUAUGCCAAGGUGUGGAACGACAAGAGUAGCGUGUUUCCAGAUUUCACACACCCAAAGGCCGAGGAGUACUGGGCUCAGCAGUUCAAAAACUUCCAUAACGUCGUUCCUUUCGACGGAGCAUGGAUUGACAUGAACGAGCCGUCCAACUUCUACAACGGUCAUGCGGACGGUUGUCCGACAGCGGACAGGCUCGAUCAUCCCCCGUACGUUCCUGGCGGAGAACCGCUCUACACCAGGACUCUCUGCAUGAGCGACCGCCACCACAUCGCACCCCAUUACUUCGUGCACAACAUCUACUCACAUUUUGAAGCCAAGGCAACUUACAAAGCCUUGGCAUCCAUCCGACGAAAACGACCGUUCAUCAUCUCUCGAGCGACGUCACCGGGACAAGCCGCCUGGUCGGGACACUGGUCAGGGGACAUUGCUUCUUCCUGGGAGGACAUCCGACUAAGCAUACCAAACAUGCUGAGUUUCGGAAUGUACGGCAUGCCGCUGGUGGGUGCGGACAUCUGCGGCUUCAACUCCAACACCACGGUGGAACUGUGUGCGCGCUGGCAGGCCCUGGGUGCCUUCUACCCCUUCUCCAGAAACCACAACACCGAUGACGGCUUGGACCAAGACCCUUACAGCAUGGGCCCCCUAGUGGUGGAUGCUGCCCGGAGCACCCUGCUGGGGCGGUACACGCUGCUGCCGUAUCUCUACACGCUGUUCUACAGAAGUCACACAAUCGGCGAGACUGUCGCGAGGCCUCUCUUCUUUGAGUUUCCCGAAGACCCGAACACCUAUAGCAUCGAUGAACAGUUCCUUUGGGGUCCCAGUCUGAUGUUCAGCCCUGCGUUAUACCCGAACCAGACUGAGGUCAACGUCUACAUUCCGGCCGGCGUGUGGUAUGACGUGGACCGAGGGACUGCCUACUCAGCGACGUCCGGGCGUUAUCAGGCAUUCCCUGCGACCUUCAACGUUGUGAACACCCUGAUCCGAGGUGGAUCCAUCGUUCCCGGUCAUAAGCCGGCUCUUACAACAACCGAAAGUCGACAGAACCCUUUUGUUUUGCUGGUUGCACCUGACCGCAAGGGCACUGCACGAGGACACCUGUUCUGGGACGAUGGAGAUUCAAUCAGUACGUACUGCAACAGCAAAUGUUUGCCGGUUGUUGUUUUGCUUGUUUAUUCUUGCGAUUGUAUUUUUGUCGCAUCUCUCGAUGAGGCAAACCUUAAUCAUAUGUUUCUACAGCGGAGCUGUUGA
This is a messenger RNA of Ixodes scapularis (black-legged tick), 2219 nucleotides long. RefSeq names its product lysosomal alpha-glucosidase-like. Lineage: Eukaryota; Metazoa; Arthropoda; Arachnida; Ixodida; Ixodidae. The transcript has 15 exons. The record is from RefSeq and is a predicted model, not a curated record. Gene Ontology annotation, biological process: carbohydrate metabolic process. Gene Ontology annotation, molecular function: alpha-1,4-glucosidase activity. Bases 120 to 2219 code for a protein of 699 amino acids.